GCACAAGUUGCACUCCACCAGCGCGCAGACAGCACGGCGCACUUUUCCGCCGCAGCCGUGUCACAGAAGUGAAAGAGGAAGGAAGAGUUCGUGCUCUGUAGAAGGAGGAAGAUUGCGAGUUUUGUAAUACAAGCUUUUUUAUUUUUAUAUUUUAUUCUGUUUGGCUGGACUGGAAGAAAUGGCGAGGCUGAGCGAGCACGGGAUCCGUCUCAGCUCUAUGAGCCCAUCGUACCUGGACAGCAACUCCACCAGUCACACGUGGCCGUUCAGUGCCGUCGCAGAGUUAAUAGAUAACGCGUCUGAUCCCGGGGUCACAGCCAAGCAGAUCUGGAUUGAUGCGGUCACUGUAAAAGAGGAGUUGUGUCUUAGCUUUAUCGAUAAUGGCAGUGGAAUGACACCAAGUAAACUGCACAAGAUGCUCAGUUUUGGUUUCACAGAGAAAGGAUCUGGUAAAGGCAGUCACCAGGCCAUAGGGAUCUACGGUAACGGCUUCAAAUCAGGAUCAAUGCGACUGGGGCGUGAUGCUCUGAUCUUCACUAAGAAUGGAGGAUGUCAAAGUGUUGGCAUGCUCUCUCAGACCUUCCUGCAUGCCAUCAAAGCUCAGGCUGUCAUUGUACCUAUAGCACCAUUCAACCAACAGACUAAGUCUUUGGUAAUAACAGAGGAUUCAGAGGCUAGUCUGAGAGCCAUCCUCACACACUCUCUCUUCAAGUCAGAGUCUGAACUCCAGGAACAGCUCGACUCCAUCCCAGGCAAGAAGGGUACCAAGAUACUCAUCUGGAACAUACGCAGGAACAAAGAUGGGAAGCCCGAGUUGGACUUUGAAGUCGAUGAGGAGGACAUCCGCCUGCCAGAGAUCCGAUCUGAGGAGAUGGAGGGGAAAGGGAAGCGGCGUUACUUUGGACCUCACAGAACUGACCAUAUCGUCCCAGAGAUGGAUUACUCUCUCAGAGCAUAUCUCAGCAUUCUGUAUCUGAAACCCAGGAUUCAGAUCAUCCUCAGACAGAAGAAAGUUCAGACCAAACUUGUGGCAAAGAGUCUGUCUAUGAUUGAAAAUGACGUUUACAAACCACAAUUCAUCAAUGAACGAGUGAAGAUUACCUUUGGCUUUAACCAUAAAAACAAAGAUCAUUACGGCAUCAUGAUGUACCACAACAACAGGCUGAUCAAGUCUUAUGAGAAAGUUGGCUGCCAGAUCAAGUCAUCUGGUCUGAGGUCAGGAGUAGGUGUUAUUGGAGUAAUCGAGUGUAACUUUCUGAAACCAGCUCACAACAAGCAGGACUUUGAGUACACCAAAGAGUACAGGCUCACUCUGGCCGCCCUCGGCAUUAAGCUCAACGAUUACUGGCGUGAGAAAAAGGAAAAGAAAGCCAAAGAAAGAGCAUUCCGUGCUCUGGAGAGAAAAAGCAUUGAAGGGACUACUGAGGAAAAUGAUGAGAGUGAGGAGGAGGAGGAGGAGGAAGAGGAAGAGGAAAAAGAAGAAGAGGAAAUAGUGGAUGUGUCAUGGAUUCAGUGUGAGGACUGUAUGAAGUGGAGGGGCAUUCCCACUCACCUGUUCAAAAACAACAUACCUGAGCACUUCACCUGCAGCCAGCACCCUAUCGGGCGCCUGAGGAGCUGUUUAGUGCCCGAGGAACCCGAGGAGCCGGAGGACGAGCUGACACCUAGCUAUGAGAAAACACACAAAAAACAGGACGUUUGGGGCAAACGAAGAGGAAAAUCUGUGGAUAGUGAUAAAGGCCCAGCCCUUCAUGACUGCAAAGAGGCAUCUGAGCCCACCUCAGAAACCACACCGGAUGAAACUGUUAUUACCAUAGAGGCAGAGACUGAGAGCAAAGCUGACGAAUCCACACCAUCCUCACAUUCCCAUCGCAACAAAAGAAAAGCGACAUGGACGAACAAUGAAAUCGACAGCAAAUCACCAAAACGCACUGACUCUGAAAAAGAGAUAUCAACUACUGCAACAGAGUCAGAGGAACAGGUGAUGGAAAAAACUCUGGAAGUGUUGGAGACAAACAGCAAUAAGGACCAGACCAUGAGCAACGCUACGGAAGAGGGUAAAAGUCCUGCAGUGUCUCCUGACACAGAGAGCGCUGCUAACCCGAGUCCUUCAGAGCAGCAAGUGGCACAAGGCCCACAGACUAAAGACCAGCCAAAACUUACCAUUAGCCCCCCAGGCUGGCCUCACCCCAUCGCACCUCAUCCCUCCAUGGCGUGGUCUCACCCUCUGCCACCCGCUCAGACCGUGGUGGUUCCUCCUCUUAGCCGUACCAGCAGGCAGUCCCGCCCUUUGCUCCGGCUGGAAAGUCCAGACCGAUCUGUGCUCACUAGCAGACUGGACCAACUGGAGCGGGAAGCCAAACGCCUCAGGAGGAUCCUCGGCCUACGAGAAGCGGUUGUUCAAAUGAAUCCGUUAUCAGACGGGGAGGUAUCGGGGUCAGCAGGGGCUGCACAGGAUGGGAGCACAGACUCAGGUGUAGAAACUGUGGCAACAGCAUCUUUCUCAUCCAAGAAAUCAGGAUCUCAGCCAGAUCAGCAAAUUCUUUUAAAGAGGAACGUCAGUCCUGCCGGACAGCAGGAAGCUCCAGUAACUCCUGCAGACGACCUGCACUGGAGUAAGACAUUGGCUAAAUUGCAAAGUCAAAACCAAGCUCUAUGUACAGAGCUGAGUAAAGUGAAGAAGGAAAAUGAUGAACUCCAGAGCAAAGCAAGACAAGCAGAGAGAGAGACACGGGACAGGAGAGAACAAAGCACCAAUACACCUUCCAACAUUUACGAUAGCAUUGCACUGGAUCGAUUACGCUCUAUCCGUAGGAACGUCGUGUCUCUCCUCUCUUCCAUCCUGCCCAAUUUGGAUAUGCAGGGAAUCAGUUAUGACACAGGAGACGUGGACAGCAUUCUGCAGCAGAUCAUCCAGGCCAACAACCUCUGAUAAAUAAGCUCCAGGACAAAUGCACAGUCCAACAAGAACUGAUUUCAGUGCAGCAUUUAUACAACCAUAUAGUUGUAAAUGAGCUCCACAGAAAGCAAGCUUAUAUGCAAAAAAUCCUCUGAUCUUGUGCAGUGCUUCUAUCUGAGCUACACAGCAUAGAGCAUGUCUGGGCUAGCCACCUGUACCGAUAACAAGGUUUCUAUAGAGCAUAACGGAGGUCCUGUUCCUGUUACAAAGCCAUCGUAUGUAGACUACCUUAUUCCUUUACAAGCAUUAAUUCAGAACAUACCGCACUGAUAUUAUUCUUACAUAUGAUAUUACGUGUCAUGGUUAACAUUUAAGAAUGUUUGUUCAAGGGUUUCUUCUUAACAAUGUGACUACUUUUUUAUAUAGAUGUGAGGCAGAAGUUUGUCAAAUGAAAUGUUCAGGAACCUUGCAUCAUUUCAAUGUAAAUUGUUGAUGUGUCUCUUUUUUUUAAAUGAUGCCGCAGAAUUUGCUUGUUAUAAAAGUAAGUAACAUUGAUUAGACAGUCUAUGUCCAGUUUUAACGGUCAGUAUGUUGGAGGUUCUACACACACACCAGCGGCUUACAGUACGGUUUGUUCUGUGCUGCCUUUAAAGUAGGUGCCUGUUUUUACAAUAUCCUUGUUAUUAGCUCCAGUUUAUACAUUUUUCAGCAAUAAAAUCUGAGUAUUUUUUGUAAUUCAAAAAAGGAGAACCAAUUUCAGUGUCAACUUCGAGUGGAACUGCGUGGACACAGACACACGUGUCUUCACAUAACUUGUUUAUUUAUUACACAGUAUAAUACAGUACUGAUCAAAGACAACAGAUUUUUAAAAACAGUUUAAAUGAGCAAAUAACUAGUAGUAUGGAUUAAAUACUGUAGGUAUCACUGUGACAGCAAUAUAUUUUAUAUACUAUAUUGAAGCAAAUUAAAAUUAUCUGUGAAAUCCAGGACGAGGAAGUAAUCAAAUCAUAUGAAUGUGCAUGAAUAAGCUUUUUUUUUUUUUUUAAGCUAAUGAUACGGGUUACUUUCACAGUGAAGCAUGAAAAUUAUGAUGAAGCAUCCGUUCAAUGUGUUGAAAGCCAUUUACAGUAUAGUUCACACACACAGCAACGGAACAGACACGUUUCAUAGUAGGGAUAUGACUGGACUGAACAUUUACACAUGCUUAGUAGAAUUACAGGAUUUUAGAAGACUGAUUAAAUGCAGUAUAUUGGCUGCAAAUUAUAGCAGGUGCUUUUUUCAUUCUUGGCUCCUAUUUGCCCAGAUCCAGAAUAACGAAACGACAUCUGACCUCCCACUACCUUCUGAAUCUUUUUACCAUCUUAUUUUGACAGAAUACGACCAGUAUCGUUUGCUCUGGUGAAACGUGAGUAUUCCUGUCAUUUCUUCUCAGCAACCUACCGGUUAAAGCUCAAACAGUACCUGAGGAAUGGAAAUGCAGCAGGACUAAAUAACUAAACAAGCGGCUAGAUCAAACUGAAGCAGGCCCAGACGUCUGGCAAAACACAAAAAAGUUUGGAAAUGAGACAUGUUUUUGCACUUGACAUGAAGAGUCAGGAAUUUAAACUAGGAGAAGUUGGAAUUUGUAGGAAUGAGUGUUUCGAUAUUGACAUACACUGAAAACAUUUCUGCUUAAUGCUGGAAACAAAACUGGGAUGUAGGCACUGCUGUUUGUAAGCUGCAAUGUACAUCAGGAAUGCCUAUUUGAUGGCCUCCAUUAUACGAGGUUUUGGGGG
This is a messenger RNA of Ictalurus punctatus (channel catfish), 4674 nucleotides long. RefSeq lists its product as uncharacterized. The transcript is spliced from 17 exons. The record is from RefSeq and is a predicted model, not a curated record. Gene Ontology annotation, cellular component: nucleoplasm; nucleus. Gene Ontology annotation, molecular function: zinc ion binding; ATP hydrolysis activity. Bases 179 to 2932 code for a protein of 917 amino acids. Lineage: Eukaryota; Metazoa; Chordata; Actinopteri; Siluriformes; Ictaluridae.